AUGCGCCACUUCGCCUCGGCGCACGACCCAGGCACGCGUCCGGCUGCGCCGGCCCUUUGGGAGCCGCGAGUAAGCAAAGUACUUCAUCCUGCAGCUCUUCGGCAAAUGGAAUGUCGCCUCCACUUCCGGCAUGGAAACACGUUCACCGGGAGCCUGGAAUCGAAAAGUGCCGACCCCGUUGGCCGAAAAGCGGCCGGGUGGCAACCCCACCAGCAGCGCAUUCCUCUGCGCAACUCAUGCUGA
Messenger RNA from Gryllus bimaculatus (two-spotted cricket), 243 nucleotides. Lineage: Eukaryota; Metazoa; Arthropoda; Insecta; Orthoptera; Gryllidae. The record is from the annotation of a GenBank genome assembly.